Messenger RNA from Onychomys torridus (southern grasshopper mouse), 372 nucleotides. RefSeq names its product chromosome 1 C11orf86 homolog (gene C1H11orf86). Bases 1 to 372 code for a protein of 123 amino acids. The record is from RefSeq and is a predicted model, not a curated record. The transcript has 2 exons. NCBI's taxonomy places the organism in Eukaryota, Metazoa, Chordata, Mammalia, Rodentia, Cricetidae.
AUGGGGACUAGCCUGCGCAGUCAGUCCUUUCGAGAAUCCCGGCCCUGCUAUGGGAAGCUCCACGAGGCCCAGGGGAGGUCCCUGGAGGGCCGACUCCACCGCGCACUGAGCCUCAGACAGGGCCGUGAGAAGUCCAGAUCGCAGGGCCUUGAUGGCACAGAAGGGCUGGAGGUCCCUGUUCAGGAGCGGCUGCCAGGGACCCUGGGAGACACGGAGCAGCUGAUCCAAACCCAGAGAGAAGGCAGCCAGCGCUGGCUGAGGCAAUACCACCAGCAGGUGAGGAGAAGGUGGAGGAGCUUUGUCGCCAGCUUCCCUACUGUGACCCUGAAUCGACCCACCUCCCCAGAGACCUUGCUGGACACCAACAGAUAG